CGCCGCCCACCACCAGCUACGCACCGCCUGACGUGCCCUCAGGGCUCGGCCUGCUUCUCACCAUCCCCUUUGCUUUCUUCCUGCCGGAGCUGAGCCCAUGAAUUCUCCAAAACAUGCAUAAAUGCUCAUCUUCCUCAAGACAAUAGCAGUAGAAGUCUCAUAAGGAGUAGGGUGACAUAACUGUCUCUACAUACUGGUUAGUUGUAAACUAAAAACUCUGAGUCUAGAAAGCCAGGAAUAUAUUAUGAAAAGAAGAGCCUGAACAUAGUACAGCUGAACUAGACAGAAGUCAGCAGAGUUGUUUGGUCCAGAAGUUCUCUAAUAGUAUCAUUCAGAACUGAGCUAUCACCACAGAUAUGUGCUUCCAAUCAGAAUUCACCAAACAUAGGAGGGAACAAGUGAAGAGGAAUGAAAAUUAAUGGAAGCCACAAACUACAGAAUCAAACUACUAUGACCAAGGUAUUCGGGUUCUGGGUCUGGGUCCUGGUAGCUGCCACACAGGUAGCAACCCCGUUGCUGCAGGGAUGGGUGAUGUACGUCUCCCUGACCUCCUUCCUCAUCUCACUGAUGUUCUUUUUGUCUUACUUGCUUGGAUUUUACAAAAGAUUUGAGUCCUGGAGAGUGCUGGACAGCCUGUACCACGGGACCACAGGCAUCCUGUACAUGAGUGCCGCUGUCCUACAAGCUCACGAAACCAUCAUGUCCGAGUCUGCAAACCUGAAAAACUACUACAUCAACACUGCAGCCUCGUUCUUUGCCUUCAUCACCACCCUGCUCUACAUUCUGCAUGCCUUCAGCAUCUAUUACCACUGAAGCAUCUGGCCGUGCCCAGUGAGAAAUGCUCCCGGAAAGCCCGGGUUCAACACUUGCCACAUGGAUGAUAAACGGAUGAACUACCAAAGCGUGCAUGGUGUUAACAGUCUGUCCUUCAGGAUGAACAACAAGAGCCCUCUGGCACAUUUCCCUGGACACUUUCACCCACAAUAAUACGAGGAAGCGGACCAUGAUCUGACCAUGAACCCAGCUCCUCUAGAAAAUUAAUUUGGAAGCCCUCACGGCUGAGAAUCCCAGCCCCACUGCCAUCAUACCUGUUGGGGAUUCUGCCACAGCAGUGAGCCCUCCAUAUAUUUGGGGAUAUUCAGUCUUACUUUCUUAAAAUCAGAAAGGCCCCUUGCAGUCUCUCAAAUAAGCCUCCUUGCAUAGGCCUGUUCCUUUCAGGCCUCUGCCCUAGAACCUGGUCCAGACCUGUCUCCUCUCCUGCCCUGGGGACAAGGGCUCCAUUUUCCCUCCCUUCUCUCCACCCACAGCAUUGGAAGCCAAGGAAAAAUUGACUUAGAACCAACUGAGAGGAGAAAUUUGUGGGGAAAAUAAGCAAUUGGCUCUAAAAUCAUUGUAUAAUAAGACCUGGGGAUGUGGGUGGGAGGCAUAGCCUGCCGAUCCCCAAGCCAAACCCUCAGAGAACUUCCUGGCCUAGUGCGCCUGCUCCAGGCCACCAUGACUCACCUCCUAAGGACUAGAAGCUGCCUUAUCCCUCAGAAGGACUCUCCCUGAAGGAGGGGGGAGUCACAUCCAUGGAUUCUCCUCUGGCCCCCUGCCAGAGGCACAAGGGAAGUGACAACUACCCUAUCAUCUCAGGGGUGGGACAGGACCACCUCCCAGGGAUCUGCCAGGUCACCUGCUCCCCUUGGUACCCUCUGGGUGGGGCCAGGCCCUCCCAGGGCUGCCAGAACCUCUACCUGGAAAGGUAUUUGCAUCUUGGAGCUAUUCUCCAAGAAGAGUCUGGCACAGCACACACAGAAAUGCCAAAUGAAGGUGCUUGGUUUAAAAGGAAAUGUUUCUCCAAGGAAAGCUGUGCUCUCUGGCAUUUCACUACCUGGGCAGGGGUCUGGUGGGCCUCGGGGCCAGGUCUCCUGACCCAACAGGUGAGGGGGCACUCCUGGAAACUGCUUGUACCUGCUAUCACUUGGAAAUGAAAUAAAUUAUUAUGUGAAAGGGUAAUAAUUACUGAUGGUGGAGCUUACUGUUUUGUAUCAACUUUUUUUCAUUGUUUGGGGGUAUAGAAGUCACCAAAGAGAAAACUCUGGCUUUGCUAUCAUUUACUGUCAUUUUCUAGUUGUCCUGAUAGCCCUAAAAGCCACCAUUCAUUGCUCUUUUUGUACCUGGCGGCUGUCUGGGAUGGUCACUGUUCAAUAUUUACUGAGUGGCCACACACAAAUAAAACCUGUUUUUAGA
Heterocephalus glaber (naked mole-rat) is the source of this 2232-nucleotide messenger RNA. RefSeq names its product mal, T cell differentiation protein like (gene Mall). The record is from RefSeq and is a predicted model, not a curated record. Gene Ontology annotation, biological process: myelination. NCBI's taxonomy places the organism in Eukaryota, Metazoa, Chordata, Mammalia, Rodentia, Bathyergidae. Gene Ontology annotation, cellular component: membrane. Gene Ontology annotation, molecular function: structural constituent of myelin sheath.